AUGCCAUUGGGUUGGUGUGGCUCUUGUUGGGCUUUUAGCACAGUUGGGUCAGUCGAAGGCCAGCAUUUCAAGAAAACCGGACAACUAAUUUCUCUGAGUGAGCAGAACCUGGUUGACUGCUCCACAAUUCAGACGUAUGAUCAGGGCAACCACCUAUGUCGCCUGUAUGAAGGACCGGCCCUGCGUAUGGGUGUAGAGAGGAGGAUUGAUGGGGGUGCGAUGCCGUCCAUUGCUCAAAAGGGCAUUCAUGCAGCUGCAAAUUAUCGAUACAUUGCUAGGGCUAUCUAUGAGGAGCCAUCCUGCAGUACCAUAUAUCUAAACCAUGCGGAGGUUUUGGUGGGCUAUGGGUUUGAGAGAGGAGUUCAUUACUGGAUCAUAAAGAACAGCUGGGGCACUGCCUGGGGAGAGAAUGGCUACAUGAGAAUGAGAAGAGAUGGGAGGAACACCUGUGGCAUCGCCAGCUAUGCCAUGUAUCCACUUAUGUGAACCCAAUUUGCAGUGAUUCAGUGACUCUCAACAACACACCAUAACAGUGUUUUGUGCAUGAAUAAGCAUGUCAAUAAAGUUUUCCUGAAAUGUUGAGAACAAUUCUUUGCUUUCUGUGCCAAUGACCAAAGAAAUCAUUGCCAGCAGCCAUGAAUGGCUCUACCCUGUACAUUUGUUUUGCUCUACUAGUAUUGCGCGGCU
Molecule: messenger RNA, 687 nt
Organism: Clupea harengus (Atlantic herring)
Lineage: Eukaryota; Metazoa; Chordata; Actinopteri; Clupeiformes; Clupeidae
Product: procathepsin L-like
Exons: 5
Coding region: 1-486 (161 amino acids)
Source: RefSeq, a predicted model, not a curated record